Saccoglossus kowalevskii is the source of this 1332-nucleotide messenger RNA. Its product is annotated as organic solute transporter subunit alpha-like. Lineage: Eukaryota; Metazoa; Hemichordata; Enteropneusta; Harrimaniidae. The record is from RefSeq and is a predicted model, not a curated record.
AUGACUUCAAACUGCAGUAGUGGCGUUCCUUAUACCAGUGAGCUGUACGCAGGUCUAAGCACCGCACAGACAGCAAUGUACACGCUCGCACCUGUACUCACAGCAUUCACUGCACUGUUAUUCUUCGAGUCUGUCUACUACGUACGAAAUAAUAUUCCCACCAAAUCAAGGAGGAAUAAAAUAAUAUGGGUCCUUGGAAUUUUUCCAAUGUUUAGCAUUACCUCUCUACUUGGUUUGUUAGUGCCACGUUCUGCACUCGUCACUACGUUUGCUGCAUCCGUAUAUUUUUCAGUAUCAAUGUACCAGUUUACGUUGCUGAAUAUAGAUUAUUAUGGAGGACGAGAUGCUAUAAUUUUACUUAUGAAGGACAAAGAUGUGAAAAUCAACGUACCCCCUGUAAUGUGGUGCUGUGUGUGUUUACCCGCAAUUAAGAUGACACGAAAGACGCAACCCUGGCUGAGACGACUUGUUCUGCAGGUUACUUUGGUCAAUCCCACUGUUCUGUUCAUUUCUAUUGUCCUGUGGACGGAUGGACUAUACGUUCCCGGUGAGGUAACCCUGAAGGAUCCUAUUUUUUGGGUUUCCAUCACUUCUUUAGCAUCGACUUUAGUUGCCAUACAGUCAUUAAGUAUGACUUUUCAGGCAUCCAGGAAACAACUCAAGGACUAUAAAAUAACACAUAAAUAUAUGGCAAUACAGCUUUCUUUGAUAUUUAGCAUUAUUCAGCUUUCUAUUUUGAGUUUGCUGUCGUCAACUGGGGUUAUUCCAUGUACUCCGCAGUUCAACAGUCUGGGAGCAGCAUAUCAUUUAUACAAUUUUAUGAUUGUAUGCGAGUUUUUCUGCCUUGGGAUAUUUGCCAGAGCCUUCUUCCGAAGUCGUAAAAUGGGAAAUCUGGAACAUGUUAUGGACCCAGAGAGAGCUAGGGCAGAAUUGGAUGAGGCAGAGAGGUGUUAUGAACAGAACAACAUUGACAACACUGUAACUAUGUCAAGUAUCACUGGACUGGAGAUGUGCAAGACUGGACAUGAAAACCCUUGUUACAUUGAAAAGUCAGCGAAGAACAACGAAGAUAUUGAUCUAUCAGUGACCACUAUAGUAUUUAUACAAUUUUAUGAUUGUAUAGAGUUUUUCUGCCUUGGGAUAUUUGCCAGAGCCUUCUUCCGAAGUCAUAAAAUGGGAAAUCUGGAACAUGUUAUGGACCCAGAGAGAGCUAGGGCAGAAUUGGAUGAGGCAGAGAAGUGUUAUGAACAGAACAACAUUGACAACACUGUAACUAUGUCAAGUAUCACUGGACUGGAGAUGGUAAGAGGUGAUGAACAGAACAGCCAGUGA